Messenger RNA from Penicillium waksmanii, 1413 nucleotides. RefSeq names its product kinesin family protein. Gene Ontology annotation, biological process: microtubule-based movement. Bases 1 to 1413 code for a protein of 470 amino acids. The record is from RefSeq and is a predicted model, not a curated record. Gene Ontology annotation, molecular function: ATP binding; microtubule binding; microtubule motor activity. Gene Ontology annotation, cellular component: kinesin complex; microtubule. The transcript has a single exon. NCBI's taxonomy places the organism in Eukaryota, Fungi, Ascomycota, Eurotiomycetes, Eurotiales, Aspergillaceae.
AUGAGUGAAUUCAAGGUCUGGACUAGAUGGCGGCCGCUUGAGGGAAUCGAGGCACCCACUGGCGAGAUUCAUUGUCAAUCACAGGAAGAUGACAGCCAAUCGCGCUCACGCAUUUCUAUCACCUCACCGCAUCGCGCCAAGAGCCUUUUAAAGCGCGAAAAUUCGUGGACAAGUGGAUUUUCAUUUGAUGGAAUCUUUCGGCCCAAUGACAGCAACCACGACGUAUUUGAGCGUGUCGUCUCAUCCGCUAUACCAGAUGUACUGCGCGGGAAAUCUUGCAACUUCUUUGCUUAUGGCCAUUCAGGAAGUGGUAAGACGCAUACAAUGAUUGGUUACGACUUCGAACACAAGAAUGAGCUUGGCUUGUGUUUGGCAUCUGCGCAUCAUCUGGCGAUGGAGCUUAUCGCUAUUAAUGCACGAAGUACUGCUUCCAAAUUUGGUAUUGGUCUUCGAGUCUAUGAGUUGCGCAAGAACAAAGCUAUUGAUCUUCUCAAUGAAGGCAACGAGUGUUUUGUCCGCGAGGGGCCAGAUGGUCGCCUUCAUGUGCGGGGUGAAACUGAGCUACUUGAGAACGGAAAGGUCAGGGUGCGCCCAAUUACCACCAAGCCCUGCUGGAACUUUGUUCAACUGCAAGGUGAGCUCCAACAGGGCUUGAUGCGCAGGCAAACUGCGACGUCAUCGAUGCACGAUCAGAGUUCGCGUACACAUGCUAUCAUGGAGCUAGAAGUAAUAACAAAGGAUUUACUUGAGGCUAGAAUCCAGGUCAAUGAGCGGCAAUCAGAGCUUGUGCCGGUCGGCAAAAUUGCGACAGAUAUUUACAUUGAAGAGCAAACCCGCGGCAUUAUUUUAACGGCAGACGGCAAGUAUGUUUCGAAUCCCGAUUACAAGAUCGACCAAGAGCGCAUCGAUGCAGCUGAGACGAAAAAGGCAGAGUUUGAAUCAGCCGUGCAGAAGGCUGAAGAGUAUGAGGCGGAAGUCUUCACAGCCACAGCUCGAGUACAUCCAUGUAUUGGGGGUAAGCUCGUUUUUGUGGACCUGGCAGGAGCAGAGUUCCUCUCUACCUCGAAUACAAAUGCGAUUGAACAAACAGCUCUGGAAAAGCAACAAGGGAAGCAAAUCAAUACUGACCUUCUUGCCUUGAAGGAGGUUAUUAGAGCUAGGUCUCUCGGUCAAUCACGUAUCCCUUAUCGAUCUUCGCCCUUGACCAUGGUGCUGCGGGAGCACUUCGAAGCAAAACCCGAUACACGCUCAGCUAUGAUAUUGACAGUUUCACCCAGUGGGGAUCAAUUCGGAGCGACCAUGAAUACAUUGAAGUACGGCGAUCUUGUUGGGUUGGCAAAUACUCGAUCUUCAUUCCCUCCUUCUAGUGGCCAAAAGAAAGAGCAACAUAUUUCAAGCCUGCACAAAAAAUGA